This is a messenger RNA of Caenorhabditis auriculariae, 6729 nucleotides long. The record is from the annotation of a GenBank genome assembly. NCBI's taxonomy places the organism in Eukaryota, Metazoa, Nematoda, Chromadorea, Rhabditida, Rhabditidae.
AUGGGAGAAAGGUGUGAAACGCGCGACGCGGACGGCGCAGAGAAGUCAGACGGAAAGCGCAGGAAGUCGUGUAGCCGAGUGGCUAACUGAUUUAUACGUUGAGAGGAGGGUCCUUGGUUCAAUUCCUCGACGAAUUUCACAAAAUAAGUUCAAAAAAGCGUCAUGCGUACAGAAGUUAUGGUAUUACAAGUCGGGUGGCCGAGUGGCUAAGUGCCUUAUUUUGAUAAGAAUCUUCAGAGUUCCGUCUCUCGACAAGUUUUGCAGCGACAAAAAACAUUCUGAAUUCACAAGAUUCAUAAACUUUAAAAGAAAAAAUUAAAGUUAAUUUUCGUAAGAAUUUUUUGACUUUUUCGCUGAUUUCUCCUAUGACAUCACCGAAACCCAAAACUCCAACUUAUUGUUUCUUUUUUGACCCCUUAUUAUUAAACUGCCACUUUUCAAAGCGCAAAAAACUGAUUGCGACGUCUCGAAACUCGUACGGAAACGAGUUGAAAACUAAUUACGGUCUUCGAAAUGCAACAAAAGGGCCUAAUUUAGGUAUUGUUUGCAUAAUUCCCAGGAUUCUUUGUCUGGAAAUACUUGGGAGUUUUAAGAAGUCACGUUCAAAUCUGGUUUUUUUUUCAUUUUCGCAAGAUUUUUUUCUUUUUUUUAGAGCUUAGUUCUUGCUAGAACAGAAUUCAAAAAAAAAAAAGUGUCAAUGAACAAAAUUAAAUUUUGAAAAAUAAUAAAUGAAUUUCGCCAAAAAUUUGAUUUUUGGAAAGAAAAAAAGUAUCCAUGGGGCACAAAAUCAUGCGAAAAAUUUCGCCCUUUUUUUCCAUGUCUCAAUUUUUUUCGCAAAGUAAUUUUUUCUCAAUAAUUAAAUUGUGAAGAUCAGGAGAUGGAAAUGUAAAAAAGCCGCGAAAUUGAAUCUUGUGAAAAAUUAUCUGUGGAGCGCACUAUCAUGCGAAAAACUUUGUCUUUUUUUCUUUCAAAUCUCAAUUUUUUUGCAAAAUUAUCUCAAAAAAAUCGCUUUAUAAAGAUCAGAUAGGAAAUGUAAAAAAAAAAGGCGCAAAAUUAAAUCUUGAAAAAAAUAUUAUCCGUGGAGCAUAAAAAUCAGUUUCCUCGAACAGCUCAACUUCUAACUUUUUAUGAGAAAUGUUUCUACAAAGCGUCAUUGGAAUGAAAGCCGCCAAUCGUGAAUUUUUGAAUAAUUAUCUAUGGAGCAGGCAUUCAUGCAAGAUUUCUGAACGUUUCUUUUGAUUCUCAAUUUUCUUUUCACUUUUUUUUCCUUCUCAAAUACCAUUUGGUACAACUCUCAUCAUCGGAACUGUACCAACGUUACAACCUAUUGACACUGAUAAGAUCAAGAAAAAAAGGAGUAACUUCCAGAAAGAGCGAGAAAAGAGGUUUUUUUUCCUUUGAUUGGUUGAAUCGAACGAUACUCCUGUGGACAGUGUAUUGUUGGGUGGAGACGCUGCCAUCCAGGAACCAACCGAGAAAGUAUAAAACGGCGGCCGGCCGCCGACCGGUUACUUCGGCACUUCCCGACGCUUCCCGCGGUAACUGCCCAGUCAACAUGGACGAGAAACUCAAGUACGCCGAGGCCGACGAGGUCAAGAAAUUCGCCUUCUUUGGUGAGCUUUUCCUUUUGAUAGCCUUUGCUUUUUUCUCGCAUUCUGUAGAUUACCUAGUACAGUCGGAAGUCGCCCUCAAGGGAUCACUAAAGAAAGGUGUUCUCUCGAGUGUUCACUUAAGGAGCGACUACUCACAAGUGUCUUUCUAUUCAAACUUUGAAGGAUAGAAGGCUCUCCUACAGUGAUCACUUGAGCUUCAAAAGCUCCCCUUAGAGGCUCUAAGCUUCCCAAUCUCAAGUGGUCACUUUAGGAGAACAUCUUUGAGCUUUAAAGCCUGAAUAUACUACGAGACAGUGUCUUCUCUUCUUUGCAUCUUCUAUUUUUUUUUUUGAAAUUCGCAAGUACUUAGCAAUGUUUUUUAUAUUUAUUCAACUAAACUUGAAUUUUCAUUGUGCUUAAGAAAUAAUUUUAUCAAGAUCUUAUUCCACUGAGAAAUCAAGAAGCUCUAUUUUGAUAGGAAAAGCUGGAAAUUUUCUCCUCUUUAACCUCAUGAAAAUGAACUGCUAGGCGUCGCCGUGUCGACCAUCGCGACGAUGACCGCUAUCAUCGCCGUGCCGAUGCUUUGCAUGCACAUGCAGAACAUCCAGUCGACCCUGCAGGAAGACCUCGUCUACUGCAAGACGCGAAACGUCGAGAUGCGCGGAGAAUUCGUCAAGGUUCGUUCAGUCCGAAAAAUCUUGACUCUAUCACUUAUCAGCUUCCUCAAGUUCUCAAGUUUCAGCUGGACCAGGUCCGCGGAGCUGCCUCGCGUGAGAAGCGUCAGACCUCCUACCAAUGCUGCUCUUGCGGAGUUGGAGCUGCCGGACCGGCUGGAGUGCCUGGACAAGAAGGAGAGCCAGGAGAGGACGGUCAGCCAGGUCAGGCUGGCUCGCCCGGACCAGACGCCGAAGACCCACAUGCCAUCCCAACCGCCAAGGACUUCUGCUUUGACUGCCCACCAGCCCCAGCCGGUCCAGCAGGAGGAGCUGGACCUCGUGGACCACCAGGACCACCCGGAGGCCUCGGAGAGCCAGGACCAGCCGGAAGACCUGGCCCACGUGGACCACCAGGACCACCCGGACCAGCCGGAGAAGCUGGAGAGGACGGUGGACCAGGAAACCCGGGACUCGCCGGACAGACCCGAAGCGUCCCAUCGCCAGCCGGAGAGCCAGGAGCGCCAGGAGAAGCUGGACCACAAGGAGAGGCUGGAUCCGACGGACGACCAGGACGUGCUGGAAGACCAGGACCACCAGGACCCCAAGGAGACAACGGCGAGGACGGAGCUCCAGGAAAGGACGGAGACGACGGCGCGCCUGGAGAAGCUGGAGCCCCUGGAGACAAGGGUGAGUUCUGGAACUGUUUUGCAAUACAUACCGUAAUUUCCAGGAUCGUGCGACCACUGCCCACCGCCAAGAACCGCCCCAGGAUAUUAAUGAUUUCCAGUUUCUUUCAAUUUUUUUAUAAAUAUAGAUUUUUUUAAUCUUGUUUCGUUGUUUAAAGAGACAUUCCGAAAAACAAAAUAUUCGAACCGAAUAUGAAGCAUGAACUAUAUUCGAACCGAAUAUGAAGCUUGAACUUUCAAAGGAUAACAUGAUAAACUCCAAAAAAGACGCACGAUGAUCAAAUUCUUCGCGAUUUUGACGGGUAUCAUAGGCUGAGAAGUGCUGCUGCGGGCGCGGCGAAAGGCGAUUUCGAUUUUUUAUCUUUUCUUUCCUUUUACAUCCUGACGGCCCGCGACGAUUUUGAUGUUGCAAAGGCGUGAUCCGUCGUGAUGGUUAUGUUCCGUUCGUCUUGUCACGGUUAUUGAUGGGCAGAGAAGACGAAUUAUUAUCCGAUCAAUGAAACUAAAGUUUCUUUCUCAAAAGUGUUGUGAAAAAAACAGUUUGAUGUUGUAAAUUUCACUCAAUGUAGCCUAUACUUGCCUACAUGAAAUUGCUCGAAACUGAUGUUUUUAAAGCAAAUUGAAAUUUUAAUUUCGCGUCGAAAAACUCUUUGAAAAGAUUCAAAUUUUGAAAAUACUGAACCAUGGGAAACCGUGACAAAAGACGAAAUUGUUUUUAAAUUUUCUUGAAGGCCUACUUCAAAUCUUUCAUUUAUGGUUCAUUUACAAAAGUUUUCUACAAAAUUCAAAGAUGCAUAAAGUUUACGUGACUUUUUUUUGUGGGGGGGGUUCUACUCUGAAAGGUUUAUUGAAACGACGAAAGUUAAAAAGUUUUAUACUCCUUGAAACUUGUGGCGAAAAUUGUUCAGAAUCUAAAUAUGAUGAAAACUUUCGUGCUUGGAAUUAUCUAUUCGUAUCGAUUUCUACAAAAUCAUGGUUUUUUGUCUUACCAAGGAUAAGGCUACUUGUAAGAAAAUUUUUUAUUCAAAAAAAUGGCACUUUUCAGUGCAAAUUUCCAUUUUUUUAUAGGUUAUUUUUAACAUUUAACAACGUUUAUCUGCUAGUUUUGCCCAUAAAAACUGAAAGUCUCUUCAGAAGAGUCUAUAAAUCAGAAUCGACCUUCUGCAGGUCGUUGACGGAGGCCGUCAAAGUUAACAGCCCCAAAGUGAGAAGCCACGCCCCUUUGCUUCUCUGCGAACUUCGAUCGCCAGAAGCGGAACCAGCGUUCCUCUCCGAUGGCACUGAACUCGAUCGAAACGACGCCUCGGCAUUCCGCAGAAGCUCUCUGACGUCACGACGGCUAUGGCAUGCCAGAAGAGAAGAGAUCAAACGCGAACAUGGUGUUCAAGGGCAGCAACCUUGUAGACGUGAUAAGAAGAUGAAAAACUGAGAUCUGAACAGACCGCAGAACAGAAAAUGAAAAUAUAUCGAGCUGGAAAAAUUUCUAGUGGCCACUGUAGGGUUUUGACGUUUUCGUGGCCAUUUAGGUCUAAAAGGUACUACUAGACCGUUAAAAAUUUAUUAGGGGUCAAUGACUCAUAACUGGUUCAAUCAAGUUCUUCUGAAACUAUCAGAGUUAACUGGAUGAAAAACUACUAUAGUGGUCACUUGAAAGAGAUCCUCUAUAGUGACCACUAUAGAGGUGGCUUUAGUGGUCACUUUAGUGUCAUCUCCAAGAAGCCCUUGUGGAACCUCUACAAUGACCACUAAAAACUUUCACAGUUUCAUCAAACUUAGAAUGGUUGACGAGCUGACUUGUUCUAGCUCAGGAAAAUCAGAGUGGUCCCUUUAGGGCCUUUAAAAGUCCCCUCUCGGGACCACUUUAAGCCCACCUAUAGGAGCCUCUAAAGCUUGAGAAAACAGCUUCAAGGGGGAUUUUAGUUAGCGGUUUAUCGAUCAAGUUAAACCCCUACAGGGACCACUUGAAUUUUAUCCCUUUAGGGAGCCCUUUUACACCUUAUAUGGGCAAGAAUGUUAGAAAAAAAAAAUUAUGAAAAAGGAUGCUGCAGGAGAAAAACUUUACAUGGAAAUUAUUAACAACUUCUUUCCAAAAAUAACUUUUCGGAGAUAUUUUACGAGUUUUCUUAAUCUACAGAUCGUAAAAAAAGCGGAAAGUUACUGUAGAGUCUUUCAUAAACUGGAAAAUUCGAAAUCCAGUUUGUAGCGGUGAAUCAAAAGUUUAUUUCUUAAUCAAUGACCUCAAAAAGUCCCUUUCGCUCUCUUUUUUUUCCAAAGUUCAAAAGAUGCAGAAGACCAAAAUCCGCUUAACUUUCCAUAUCAUAAGCCAAUCAGCUUAAAUCUCGCCACGCUCAUCGGCUUCCCUCUCAGCGACAUCGUCUGCGAAAAAAACUGGGUGUCGCGCCGGUGGAGAAGAAACCGACGAAAAGAAAAAAGUCCGGACGGAUCCACCCCCAGGCGCGGCCGUCACCCUCGGACCAGGUACUCAGGUAUAAAAGCCACCGAUCGUUAGCCGCAAAAGCAUCAGCAUCAUCUUCAGCUUCUUCAGCUUCAUCAAGCACUUUUUUCUAUUAUCCUAUCCUGCUAUUCACUUUUUUUUCUUUUUUUUCAUUUCUUUUUUUUUCGCUUUUGAUAAUUCUUCAAAUACCUUAUAUCACCUCUCAUCUUUCAGAUGGAGGAGAAACAGAAGUUGAUCGAGGCUGAGGCCGUCAAGAAGUUCGCCUUCUUCGGUAAGAAUUUUAUUUCCCUUCUUUUUUUUCUGCUUUAUAAUGAUUUGUAUUCAUCUUGAAUUCUUUGUAGGCGUCGCCGUCUCGACGGUCGCCACCCUGACGGCCAUCGUCGCCGUGCCGAUGCUCUGCAUGUACAUGCAGAACGUUCAAUCUGGCCUCCAGGACGAGAUCAACUUCUGCCGCACUCGCGCCGAGUCUCUCCGCGGCGAGUACACCAAGCUUGAGUCUUUCCGCACGGCUGAGAGCCGUGAGAAGCGUCAGACCUACCAGUGCUGCUCUUGCGGAGUUGGACCAGCUGGUCCAGUCGGUAACCCCGGACAGGACGGAGCUCCAGGAAACGACGGACGACCAGGAGCGCCAGGAUCUCCAGGCUCCGACGCACCAAAUGAGCAUGUCCUCCCAACCGCCGCCGACUUCUGCUUCGAAUGCCCAGCUGGACCAGCUGGUCAGCCAGGAAACCCAGGACCAAAGGGACCACCUGGAGAGCAGGGACCAGCCGGAGAGCAGGGACCAAACGGACGCCCAGGAACUCCAGGAGCUCAAGGACCACAGGGACCACCUGGCCAAGCCGGACAAGACGGCCAGCCAGGACAGAAGGGAGCCCCAGGACAGGUCCGCACCGUUCCAGCCCCACCAGGCCCACCAGGACAGCCAGGAGAGCCAGGACCACAAGGGCCACCCGGACCAGACGGACACCCAGGACAGCCAGGACCACAAGGACCCCCCGGACCUCAGGGAGAUGCUGGACAGGACGGCACUCCAGGAAACCCAGGAGCCCCAGGAGACAACGGAGCGCCAGGAAAGGACGGCAACAAGGGAUCUUGCGACCACUGCCCACCACCAAGAACCGCUCCAGGCUAUUAAGCGAUUGGUAAGUGAUAAGAAUACGAUAAACCGAAAACCAAUGAGCGACUUUCAGCCUCGAACAACCGCCAACAUCGACACUACCAUCUCAAACCUCGACCACCAUCCACCUAACUUAUUUUCUCUACUCGUCAACUUUUUGGCUUCUUCUUCUCUCUACCAAACUCGACACGAAAAAAUAAAAAUGACCAACGCGUGUAAAUAA